AAGGACAAAACAAAAAGGGAGGGAGGGAGGAGGAGCUUGCUAGCUUGCGUUUAGAUUAGUGAAGCCCCCAGAGGGUCUAAACCCAUCUAACCUCAUCCUCCGGCGCUCAUUUAAGACCCCCAUUUGUCGAAGAGAGCAGCAGCGGUGGUGGACCGGUGGUAGAAGGGACGGCGGAAGGGCAGUGAAACAGAGCAAGAAAGGGGGGAGAAAAGGGAAAAGGGUGGGAGCUUAGUUAGAGAGAGAAGGGAAGGGAAGGGAAGGGAAGGGAAGAGAGAGAGAGGAUGGUGGGCUCAGGAGGAACAGAUAGGAGCAAAGAAGCAGUUGGGAUGAUGGCCCUUCAUGAGGCCCUCAGAAGCGUCUGUCUCAACUCUGACUGGACUUACUCUGUUUUCUGGACCAUCCGUCCUCGCCCGAGGGUUAGAGGCGGCAAUGGCUGCAAGGUCGGGGACGACAACGGAAGCUUGAUGUUGAUGUGGGAAGAUGGGUUUUGCCGAGGAAGAGUUGCAGACUGUUUGGAGGAGAUUGAUGGGGGAGAGGAUCCCGUCAGGAAAGCCUUCAGCAAGAUGUCCAUUCAGUUGUAUAAUUAUGGAGAAGGGUUGAUGGGGAAGGUGGCCUCGGAUAAGUGCCACAAGUGGGUCUUCAAGGAACCUUCUGAGUGUGAGCCGAACAUCUCCAACUACUGGCAGAGUUCUUUCGAUGCUCUUCCUCCUGAAUGGACUGAUCAGUUUGAGUCAGGAAUUCAGACUAUUGCCGUAAUUCAAGCUGGGCAUGGACUUCUCCAGUUAGGCUCCUGCAAGAUUAUCCCGGAGGACCUCCAUUUCGUGCUUAGGAUGAGGCACACCUUUGAGUCUCUCGGUUACCAGUCGGGAUUCUACCUCUCUCAGCUCUUCUCCUCUAACAGAAAUACUUCAUCCUCUUCAAUUCCCAUGAAAACCCCCACCAUCCCGAGCCGCCCGCCUCCUGCAGCCCUGUUCAAUUGGGCGCAGAGGCCACUCCCUGGACCCCCAGCUUCCAUGCUCUCGAACCCCAACUUUCAGAAUCGUCUCGCAUACUCUCAAUCAAAGGACGAACCCCACAUGUUCAUUCUACCCCACCACUCGAACGAAGCCCGGAUGGAAGAAAUGAUGGGAGAGCAGCACGAGAACGACAUCAAGUGGCCCAACGGUCUUUCCUUCUUCAAUGCCUUGACAGGCCGAGCCGACGAGGCCAAGCUCCUAUUCAACCCCGAGGGUCUAGGGAACAAGCCCGAGCAUCAUCCAAACCACCCACACCCUCUCUUCCUCGAUGGGAAGAGCCCAAAUGACGUGGGCCCUGCUAACCCGAACGAGUUCCUGAGCCUGGACAGCCACUCAGAGAGUGCCAGGAAGAUGGAGAACAAGUUCAAGAGGAGCUUCACAUUACCUGCAAGGAUGACCAAUUCGUCUUCCUCGGCCUCAGUGGAUCAGCAGCCGGUGGAAUACCGAGGCUCAGAGCCCGGGGUUUACUCCGAUAUGGAGCCUUUCUUGGAGUGAGAACUCUCCAUGCAAUCGAAACGAACAACUAGAGAAGCUUGUUAGAUGCUUUAGGAACCGUAAAAGGUGAUAGUUUGUAUGUAGGGAAAAAAAAAAUGUCGCUACUGUCGUUUUUUCUUUCUUCUGUGUCUGUUUUUCUCGUUGUUUUCGUUAUCCUUCUCUUCUGUACCAUCAACUCAUCGAACUUAAGGAUUGAUCAUCUAAUUAGUUUCUUCCCGUGUUAUUUUCUCAGAA
Molecule: messenger RNA, 1745 nt
Organism: Punica granatum (pomegranate)
Lineage: Eukaryota; Viridiplantae; Streptophyta; Magnoliopsida; Myrtales; Lythraceae
Source: RefSeq, a predicted model, not a curated record